AUGGGUCUGUUGAACAAUAAAGAAGUCCUUCUCAAAGUUUUCAUAGUUUUUUCUGGUCUCCUAGUAUUUUUAACUGGUGUCACAAAUAUUUUUGAAGUAGGAUCUUAUACACCAACUCUUGUAUGUUUUUACCUUAUGUAUCCUAUAAAGCAAAACAAUCUUAAUAAAUUAUAUAAAUAAAUUCCUCUUUUUUUGCAAAAAUAAGCAUUUUUCAUACUAUUUCCAAUGCAAAUUUACCUAUAUUUCCAAUAACAUUUAUUCAGAAUCUGUUCAAUCAUUGUAGUGGCAGGCGAAAUUUCUCCUUAUAUCCUAGAAAACUAUAUCCUCCAGAUCUUCCCAUUCCUAUCCCAAACAUUAGGAAAAGGAGUCUUUUAUAUCAUGAUUUCCACUUUUUGUUUUGGCUCAGAAAUGAGUGGAAUAGGAAUUGCAGCAGGGAUCACAUUUUUAAUUUCGGGGAUUGCUACAAUUACUUUUGGUGGAUUGAAAACUCAGCAGAUGCAGCAGCCAGAAGGAUAUAGCAUGGAGCCAACAUUUAUGGGCCAAACACAAGGUUAUCAGCCACCAAACAAAGUUGGGAUUUAA
This is a messenger RNA of Blepharisma stoltei, 582 nucleotides long. Lineage: Eukaryota; Ciliophora; Heterotrichea; Heterotrichida; Blepharismidae. The record is from the annotation of a GenBank genome assembly.